This is a messenger RNA of Penicillium argentinense, 2406 nucleotides long. RefSeq lists its product as uncharacterized. The transcript is spliced from 2 exons. The coding region runs from base 1 to 2406 and encodes 801 amino acids. Gene Ontology annotation, biological process: regulation of DNA-templated transcription. The record is from RefSeq and is a predicted model, not a curated record. NCBI's taxonomy places the organism in Eukaryota, Fungi, Ascomycota, Eurotiomycetes, Eurotiales, Aspergillaceae. Gene Ontology annotation, molecular function: DNA-binding transcription factor activity, RNA polymerase II-specific; zinc ion binding.
AUGCAGGAAAGGCAAAAGGAGACACUACAUGAUACGCGUCCCGACUCGUGUUCCAACUGCAAACGGUACAAGAAGAGCUGUACAUUUGAUUGGCUUUCGUCGAGGAAAGCCAAGCGGCUGCAGCAUCGGAGACGAACAUGUACCACGAACACAUUUCCCGAAACUCCCAUCACCGGUCAUGGUACUUCUCUGUACGAGGGCACGUCUUCAUCGGAUAGGCACCAUCUAAACGAGAUCGACAACCCCCUCGAUCCUAGCACUGGUGCUGAAUCGUGUCUUAGGUCAUCUCGACAAGAUGAAUUAUUGCUCCAGACCACCGAGCCUUCGACCAGCAUUGAGGACCAAGUUGGUUCUACAGGUGAAGACUCAAUGUCUGUGCCAACUCAGAUUUUGCAAACACCUUUGGAACCAACAGAUACCCUGGACUUCAUCAAUAGUCCCUCUUUGAAUGACGCUACGCAUCCCCUCCGACGACCCGAACCGAAUAGCAUCUCGAAUACAUGUCUUCUCUCUAGGCAUUCCGAACUCUCGAAAACACGGACAUACCAAUCAACAUACCAGCAUGCUCUCCUUGCAAACUUAUCAGACCAAACCGCAAACGAACAUCUUCGCUCGACCGUGACCCAGAACCUCGUUCGCAUUUACCACGACAGCAUGGAGAAUGCACUCUCAUGUUGGCUGACUGAACGAAAUUGCCCCUACAGCCAGGGAAGGCCAGACAGAGCAGAAUGGGGCCCGACCUGGUCAAAUAGGAUAUGUGUUCGAGUUUGUCGGCUUGACAAUGCCGCGACGUCUAUCAGAGGCCGUUCCCUAAGUGCGGCAGAGGACAAGGCAGCAGCUCGCGUCCUACAUUUGUCAAUAAUGGCAUUCGCUUCGCAAUGGUCGCAAAAUUUCCCGAAAAGUAGUGACAUCCCCUUCUCUUCUCUUGCUGCAGAUGAAAGGUCCUUUCAGGAAAGACUUUGGAGUGAUGCUAGGCAUGCUCUAGAGACAUCGGCCGGGGUGCCGUCAUUCCGUGUUGUCUUUGCCAACAUUCUAUUUUCUUUGACCCAGCGACCCUGUAAAGAUGAUGAGGACAUCGGACUGGAUGAGCUUCUGGAAAAUGACUGUGCCCAUACAUUUCUCGAGAGUGCUGUCCGACAGAUGUUCAGCUUCCGAUACAAAUUUGCCCAGACCCGACCUGCUGCGAGGCGAAGCGGUGCUGUCUUCGGAAAUAGCCAAGAAGCAUCAGGCAUCUCCGAUACCGAUGACUUCUCUAGUAUCGAAAACCGCGAUACAUUUGACCUCCUCUUCUGGCUAGGUGUGAUGUUUGAUACCCAAAUCGCCGCCAUGCAUCAACGGCCCCCGGUCGUAUCUGACGAAGAUAGCCAAAAGACGAUCGGUCCUCGUCCGAGAACGUCAGCUCUCCUUCAUGCAGGAAACGUCCUUGAUCUCGAUGGAUUUAAUCUCUUCGCGCCGAGACCGCGUGGAAAAUCACAGGACCUGUGGGGUGAUUUUCUACUUCACAGACCAUCUGAACACCAAAAAAAGAAUUCGCCCGUGCCCACAUGGCCAUGCUCUCACGAACAAGCAGCAGAAAUCCUUUCAGAUGGAGCACCCGUCAAGGUCCUGCUCUGGCGCCGUGUCACUCAGCUCCAGACACUUACAUAUCGAGAAGCGGAGCCCGAGGCCAUCGAAGAAGGGAUUCAUAAAGCGCUUCUGGUAUAUCGACACUGGAACACCACAUACAACGAGUUCAUCCUCAGUUGUGUCUCAAGCCAUGCAAAGCUUCCCCCACGCAUUCAGUCGUGGUAUGUUGUGCUUGCUGCACAUUGGCAUCUGGGCGCAAUGAUCCUGGCAGAUGUGAUAGAAAGUAUCGACCAGUCACAAUUCAGUCAGGAAUCCCAACGAGACUCACGACAAGCAAUCGAUCUCGUCCAGACAAUGAGAAGAGACAAUGCAUCCGCGGUCGCGACACUUGCUCAAUGCUCAUUGCGUGAAAAGAUCUCAGCGAAACAUCGGUUCCACGAUUCGCUCAGUCAUACUGCAUUCCUAACGGAACCCUUUACUCUCCUUCUCGUACAUUCCUUCGCCAAGUCUGGAUAUAUCAUGUUGGAUAAUCUUGUCGUCUCAUCUGAUCCGGUCUAUUGCAGCCCUGCCAGGUCACAGGAUUAUUUCCGCCAAGGCUGUGAGAUCAGCAUUCGUGCACUACAGUGUCUCGGGAGAAAAUCGGAUUUGGCGUCUGUCGUGGGCCGAGGCUUAUCCAGACGAUUGGACAUGAAGGUUGAGCCAAGCUCCCCCGAGGAGCAACUUCUUGGUUCGGAGAAUUUUGGAGGACUUAGUGAUUUUUGCUGGGUUGAUGCUAGCGGUCCAGGAUUUGACACCAGUCAUUUUUCCUCGAUGAAUAGUUUCGAUGAAAUCGAGUUGUAG